UGAACGAAGUCAGUCGAGUGAAGGAGGCUUUGGAGAAAGAGCUUCGGAGUUUGGCUGUGCAGACAGCGGAAGAUGCCAGGCAUUUUAUGCAGCAACUGUCCCAGGAGAAGACAGAGACCCUGGCCUCCCUGGAGGACACCAGGAACACCAAUGCAAACUUGCAGAAUGAGAUCGAUUUCCUGAAUUCCGUGAUCGUGGACCUCCAAAGAAAGAAUCAGGACCUCAAGAUGAAAGUGGAGAUGAUAUCCGAGGUGGCUCUCGACGGGAACGGGGACGACUCAACAAUUACGACGACAACUUCGGCCCGGCCACCCCAUUCUCUGCACUGUGCAGCAAUCACCAGCACUUGAAGGAUGACAUAACCAGCUAUUUGUGAAACACCUAGAAUAACCAUUUUACUGUCUUUACAAGGUUUACAUUUUUCACUGUGGUUUUAGAUGAAUGUAUGAUGAGAAAUUCAACAUUACUAAUUUUGGAUUUUCUUACCACAAAAAGAUUGAAUGAAGGACCUCAACCAUCAGAAGUUUGUCAUCCAGUUUCAAUCUAUUUUUCUUUAUUUGAAUGUUUUCUAGUUCUGUCAAAAGUGAUAAUGUACCAUCCAGGCUACAUGUAUAAUAAGAACUUCUAUAAUUAUAUGUAUGAUUUUGAUGUAUUUUCCUCUGGAGAUUAUCAGCUGUCUGACAAGUGAAAGAUCUGGAUCCAUUGAAAUUUUUAGUAAUGACCAUUAUUGAAAUUGUUUCACAAACUAUGUAAAGCAGUAUUAAAAUUUGAGCAAGCAAGUGUUCUAUAUCUACUUUAAUAAAAUUAUUUAUU
Messenger RNA from Sorex fumeus (smoky shrew), 813 nucleotides. Its product is annotated as CAP-Gly domain-containing linker protein 1-like. The record is from RefSeq and is a predicted model, not a curated record. The transcript has 3 exons. NCBI's taxonomy places the organism in Eukaryota, Metazoa, Chordata, Mammalia, Eulipotyphla, Soricidae. Bases 87 to 350 code for a protein of 87 amino acids.